Messenger RNA from Baudoinia panamericana UAMH 10762, 1488 nucleotides. RefSeq lists its product as uncharacterized. NCBI's taxonomy places the organism in Eukaryota, Fungi, Ascomycota, Dothideomycetes, Mycosphaerellales, Teratosphaeriaceae. The coding region runs from base 1 to 1488 and encodes 495 amino acids. Gene Ontology annotation, molecular function: transmembrane transporter activity. The transcript has 3 exons. Gene Ontology annotation, biological process: transmembrane transport. The record is from RefSeq and is a predicted model, not a curated record.
AUGGCACCCAACAAUAAUCAGCGGAACCAAAGCAACCACGAUGACGAACGCCAGCCCCUCCUCAGUCACCAACCCACCGACGGCGGCGAAGGAGGCGACAGCCGCGACAUCGUCUCCUUCUCCGACCACGAUGGCGAGAACCCUCGACAGUGGUCGAAGUUCAAGAAGCUGACCAAUGUCUUCAUCAUCGCGCUCAUGUCCAUCAUCUCGCCGUUGGCUUCGAGCAUGUUCACUCCCGGCAUCGACCAGAUCGCAGAAGGACUGAACACGACAAGCGAGACGGUCAUCGGCUGCACCACGGGCUUCGUAGUCAUGCUGGGUCUGGGUCCGCUAAUCAUUGCGCCCUUGAGCGAAACCCUGGGCAGGAGGAUAGUAUACCUGGUAUGCUUUUCCGUCUUCGCGCUCCUACAGAUUCCGAGUGCGCUGGCGCCGAACAUCGAGACGUUGAUUGCCAUGCGCACUCUGUCUGGCUUCUUCGGUAGUGUCGGGAUCGCCAACGGAGGCGGCACGAUCUCGGAUAUGUUCCUGCCGGAGCAAAGAGCAGGUGUCUUUGGAUGGUAUCUGCUUGGACCUUUGCUCGGACCGACCUUAGGGCCUUUGUUCGGCGGCCUGAUCGUACAGCGACUCGGAUGGAGAUGGAUCUUUUGGGUCUUGACAAUCGUUUGCGUGGUAAAUACUUUAGCUGGCGUCUUCCUUCUCAGGGAGACGUAUGCACCUGUGCUGCUGAGCUGGCGCAAGCAGAAGCUCGAGAAGGAAGAGGGUGCACAGGGCAAAUACAGCUUUGAGGGCGAGGACACGAGGCCUCUGAAGUCGAAGAUUGCGCAGGCUCUUAUCAGGCCUUUCAAGAUCCUACUGCAGCCUAUCGUACUCACCAUGAGCACAUACCAAGCCCUGCUGUUUGGGACGACAUACAGUAUCUAUACCAACAUGCAGCCGAUAUAUCAAGGCGAGUACGGCUUCAAUACGGAGCAGGUUGGCCUUCUGUACCUCGGGCCUGGAUUAGGCUUCUUGUUUGCGGUAUGGUUCCUGGUACCGCGGAUCGAUACAGUAUACAAUUCUUUGGCGAGCAAGAACGGCGGCAAAGCGAAGCCUGAAUAUCGCCUCCCUCUGGCGAACAUUGGUGCUGUAUUCAUCCCAAUAUCGCUCUUCUGGUUAGCUUGGACGGUUGAGCUUCACACCCAUUGGGCUGCAUCGAUCGCCUCAACGUUCUUCUACGGCAUCGGACAGGUCAUGAUACUCAACACAACCCAGAAUUACUAUAUCGACAGCUUUGAGAAGUACGCUGCCUCCGCCAUCGCAGCAGGUGCGGUCUUCCGCAGUGUAUUCGGUGGCGUUGUGCCGCUCUUCGCCCCGGCUCUGUUCGACAAGCUAGGCUACGGUUGGGGCAUCAGCGUUUUCGGCUUCCUCUCUGUCGCAAUCGCGCCCGCUCCACUGGUAUUUUACUACUACGGACAGCGCAUUAGAGAGUGGGUCAGGAUCGAUUUGUAG